CGCUGUGCGCGGGUUCUUUCUUCGCGUCUCUCGCUCGCGAGCGGAGCUUCUUUAUUCCCGUUGUUUCUUAAUUUCUCGAUUUCGCUUUCAGUGCCGCUUUGACCGUCGAGAGACACCGGACAACGACGCGCGAUCGACGCUCCGAGAUUUUGCAAAAAUCUUCGGAUCGAAGUCGCGCACGAUCUCAUGUUCUCUCUCUGUUCGUCGGUGAUUAUUCAGUAGGUAACAGUUCGCGCUCGAUUAUGGCCACGUUACACCGUGUGCAAUUAUCGCCGAUGCGUGCGCUAACAUUGGCAUUGUAAUGACAGACAUCAAUCGACACACACGCGCGCGCGCGCGCGCGCGUUAUUGAAGAUAAUUGCUUCGUGGAGCGGAAUCGCGACACAGUUUUAAUUCAUCGGCGACAUAUCGACGGCCGAUCGUCGUCGUGUGUUUCUUAAUCACAAUAACACACAAGUGUAUUACAUCCGAGAACGAGAUCUGACGGAUAUUUUGUGUUGAUAUUGUGUGCGGUUUCAACUCAAGAGGAAAAAAAUUCAUCGAUCGUCUAACCGAUUGAUCAACCUCGGUAUGAUACGUGCGACAAGAAUAGUUUGACCCAGACCUUACGAGAUUCCGAGGUCGGCAGCCGCACGCUGAGCAUUUUUUACGUUUCUCAUUUGGCCGGUCGUCAAUGUGACGGCGCGACGGCGGAUUUAAACUCUUCUACUCCCCCCGGAAAGCGUUGCUCAACAGCGAGUUUGAAAAAUUUACUCGUCGCGCGUCGUCGGAACCAGUCGCCCCGUUUGAGGACCAUCACCCGAUCGUCGCACAACUCAGUCAGUCGAUCGGCAACACCCCGCCGCGCUUCUCCAUUCAGAUGAAAUGUUUCUCGCACGAGCGUUGAGAGGAGGACUGCGAGUUAUCUGGCGUAAUAAAGCUAAACUUCCGUCCACGUGAGGCACGAAACCGCCGCGCUCGCACAGGCCAAGAACCGACGACGAUCGUAAAACGCUGAACCGUCGGGCACGUAUUGGCUGAUGAAUUGUGAUAUCCGUCCAUGAAUGUUAAAGCGCUCGAUCGUCACGACGCGUUUUGACUCCGUUGUUCGACCGUUUGUUGUCCGUCGAAUAAUAAUCCCGAUAUGCGCAAGCGAUGAUAUUCACAUGAUCGCGCGGUCUUUCGUGAAAGAUAAGAGGAAACCACGUAGCGAGAGAUCCCGCGCGCGCCCAUCCUCCAAUAGAUGUUACAACCGAUGCCGGUUGUUGCAUUCUGUCGACGAGUCGUCGUUCGCGAGGAAAACGAGAUUUGAGAGGAGGCUGCGGGGGGCGGGACAGCCUUGAGAGAUCGCCGACUGUUAUGAGAGUUUUAUAAGCGCGCGAAAGAGAGCCGAACGGAGAGGAGAGACCCGGACGCGAGACCGGGACGCGAGCCGUUUGCCGUACGCGAUAAUUGUUGUCUCCGCGACGUAAGUUCGGAAUGAGAUGAUCAGAGUGAGGCGAGCGACGCGGGCGUGAGAGAUGCAAGCACGAUCCCUCGGAUAAAACGCGCGCGCGAGAGGGAACGCUCUUCUCUUGGAGAAAAGAAGAAUAUUACGCGCGGGAAGAAAAAAAAAAAAAAGAAACGCGCGGAGUAUAGAUGCUGCACGUGUAUCGGCGCCGCAAAUUGCAGAGAUGUCGCGAAUUUCGAAUCGUGUCGCCACGAUUGGCGCGGCUCUCGCCAUCGUUUUGCUCGUGAUACUGCUGGUAAUCCUGUGGUCGGACGUGCGCACCGUCGACAGAAUUGAAAACCUCGGUCGGAGCAAUUUAACGGCCGAGCGCGCCGGCAACGAAACGCGAAAGAAGCAGACGGAUCUGGUUACGACGUUUGACUCGACCGAGCGCAAUUUCACGAACGACGUACUUCCAGAGGAUGUACAGAUUACGAAGAGACGCAAUGACUCGAUCAACGUGUUGCCGCCGGUCAAAAGCAAUCUGGAAUACGUGAAGCCACUGAAAAUUAGUCAAAAUCAGUAUGAAGAUCCGCCCGAAGAAUUUUCCACGGCCAAGAGGCAUCACAGUGGCCAUUUUCGUCACGCGUCGGCCGAGGUCUGGGACCCCCAUCCGCAAUACGAAUUCACCGCGUUCGGCCGUCGAUUUCGGCUGCGAUUGGCGCACGACGCCAGUUUCGUGUCUCCCGACAUAAGAGUGACGCACAUGAGUGAGAACACAAGCAGACGAGAGCACGCCGGUCACCAAUUGGGUUGCUUCUAUAGCGGGUCAGUAGAUGGUGAUCCAAGUUCAGCGGUUAGUGUCAGUCUUUGUCACGGAAUGACCGGUCACAUGAAGACUUCGAUGGGGAGCUACUUUAUCAAACCUACCGAGAAUUGGCGCGAGAACGACAAGGAUUCUCUCGGAUCAUCCCUGCAGCACGCGAUUUACCGCGUACCCGCGGUACCAUCGGACUCGAACGGUCGUGCCGGCUUCGAUAUUUUCCGAGACGAGGUCAAAAGUCACAAUUGCGGUGUAAUAGUAGAUUACGACUCGGAUGACGUCCCUUCUCCGUUAAUGGACGAUAGUUCCUCUCAUAAGAUUUACGUCGGGGAGCGUUCGCGGAAGCGUAGAUCAUUAACCCAGAAAACUGCAUCGCUGGAGCGAUUUUCGAUGGGAAAGGAAGAGGAGGAAUGCGAACGACGACGGCUCGCGGAACGGAACAAGUAUCGCCGAGAUGUUUUUCAAACGUUGGAUUACGAUGACAGUUAUUACAGCGCGGAACACGAGCGCGGCUCACAUCGGGAAAUUGAGGGAUACGUUCAAGACUCUUCGGAUCCCUUCAUGACUUGGAGACCGCGGCGUGCUCUACCGCGAGAAUAUUUCAUCGAAAUCAUGGUGGUGGCCGAUGCGAAAAUGGUGGCGUAUCACGGAAGCGGCUUAGUCAGUUAUAUUCUCGUCUUGAUGAGCACGGUUUCACGGAUUUACAAGGACCAAUCUAUCGGCAAUCCCGUGAGCAUAGCCGUGAUGAAGAUCGUGAAAACCGACGAAGUGUUCGGCGACAAGCACAGCGGGAGCGACGGUAUCGCCGCGGCUGAGAUGCUGAAGCGAUUCUGUCAGUGGCAGAAACGCAAUAAUCCGGACGAACCGUCCCCGGAGCAUCACGAUACCGCGCUUCUUUUAACCAGAGAAAAUCUGUGCCACAAUCCGAGUCAGAAGCGUUGCGACACUCUUGGACUGGCCGAGCUGGGCAGGAUGUGCUCGUCAGGAUCUUCGUGCGCCAUCGUGCAGGAUAACGGAUUAGCCGCGGCGUUUACCAUAGCGCACGAGAUCGGUCACGUACUCAACAUGCCGCACGACGACGACACCAAGUGCACGGGCUUCAGAGAUCGCACCGGUUUGCACAACGUGAUGUCUCGCAUGCUGGACGACAAUACUUUUCCAUGGGAAUGGUCCAAAUGUUCCCGGCACUAUGUCACCGAAUUUCUCGAAACCGGAUAUGCCAAUUGCUUACUAGACGAACCCAGUAAAAUGAUGGAGAGACAAACUGGUCGAUUACCUGGCGAGGAUUAUUCGGAAAACAAACAAUGUGAGCUCGUUUUUGGGCGAGGAUCCAAAAUCUGUCCUCACAUGGUGAGUGAUGUGUGUAGGAGACUGUGGUGCACCGCACCACUGUGGGAUCAUCAUCAGCAAUGUCACACUCAACACAUGCCUUGGGCCGACGGCACGCCCUGCGGUCGAGACAAGUGGUGUCAUCGCGGCGAGUGCGUUUCGCGAAGAAAUCUCGAGCCGAUACACGGCCAAUGGGGCGAGUGGGGAAGAUUUGGCGAAUGUUCGCGAACUUGCGGCGGCGGUGUUAAAAAGAAAUAUCGCGAAUGUGACAAUCCGGCGCCGAAAAACGGCGGCAAUUACUGUAUUGGCGAGCGCGUCAAGUACCGUAGCUGCGGCACCAGAGAAUGUCCAUCAGGUAGUCCAGAUUUCAGGGAACAACAGUGCUCAAAAUUCGACAACAACAACUUCAACAUUCAGAAUCUCGCUAGAGACGUUAAGUGGCACGCAAAGUAUACCAGAAUAUUACCACAAGAUCGUUGUAAACUGUAUUGCCAAGUGGAGAGCAAUCAGUAUUACAUGCUACGUGAUAAAGUAAUCGACGGUACCCCAUGUGGUCCCGACACUUUUCACAUGUGCGUUAACGGUCAAUGCAAACCGGCUGGAUGCGAUCACGUCUUGAAUUCAACGGCCGAACUCGACACGUGCGGAGUUUGUAGAGGCAACAAUUCUACUUGUCAGAGAAUCACCGGUUCUUACAAUGCCAGCGUUUACGGUUACACGAGAGUGGCGAAAAUACCCGCGGGUAGCAGCUACAUCGACAUUAAACAACACGGAUGGCUGGGUUCCCAUAAUGACAGCAAUUAUCUCGCUCUGAGACUUGGAGAAGACGGCGAAUACAUUCUGAACGGCAACUUUAUGGUAAUGCAUCGCAAAGUGAUCGUGCAUCCGAGCGUGACAAUUGAAUACAGCGGACCGGAAUCAGUUGUAGAACGUCUGAAUAGUUCCCGACCGAUUGCCAUUGAUUUAAUCUUGGAGGUAUUAAGUGUAGGAAACGUGUAUCCGCCGCAAAUUACAUACGAGUAUACGGUACCAAAACGAAUCCUAAACAGCUAUUCGUGGGUGCUCAAGGAGUGGUCGAGCUGCAGUCACAUGUGUCAGGGUAUGAAGUAUCGUAAGGCCGAGUGCAUAAGCGCCGAGCAGAAGGAUGUUGUGCCCGAUGAUUAUUGCAGAGCCGACGAAAAGCCACGGGAAGAGAAUCAAAUGUGCAACGCUCAUUGCAAACUGCAGUGGCAUAUGACCUCCGUGUCAGAGUGCUCGAAUUAUUGCGGUCCUGGCGUGCGAACCGUCACCUGGCGGUGCGCCCAAGUUCUGUUGGAGUCGUUGCAUCCACCGCGACCGAUAUCGCCGCACGCGUGCUUGCACAUUGAAAAACCGAGCGAGCAUCAACCGUGCGUAGGACCGUGCGACGACGCUCAUUGGAGUUACAGCGAAUGGAACGCCUGCAGCGUCUCGUGUGGCGGCGGUAUGCAAUCGAGAAACGCAAUGUGCGUCGAUUCGAACGAGAAGCCGGUACCGGACGAAAAUUGUUCAGGACAGGAGAAACAUCUCAAGAGAGUGUGCGGUCAGGACGCCUGUCCCAAAUGGGAUCUGGGAGAAUGGAGUCCGUGUUCCGUGACGUGUGGUGUGGGAAAACGUCAGAGAGCAUCUUGGUGUCAAGUUGAGAAUCGCGUAGUACCGCGCACUUUCUGUAACAGUAUGCCAAUCGGAACUACGGAAGUCUGUGAUGCCGGUCCUUGUCCUCAAUGGCAUUCCGGCGACUGGAGUCCGUGUUCGGUUACAUGUGGCGAGGGAACGUCGCGAAGGAGCGUUGUUUGCAAGAGCGCCGACGGCGCGGUGAGCGACGGAUGUUCCGCGUCCGAAAAGCCUGACGACGUAGCUACUUGUAUGCUACAACCAUGUCCGAUUAUUGUGAGUUUACCGCCAAGUACGUAUUCUUCCAAAUCCCCGCGCGACGAUCCCUCCCCACAAGACAACGAAAUCGACAGCAACGGUAUUACGUUCCACAUAGGUUACAAUUGGCACGUAGGAUCCUACGGAGAGUGCUCGAAAAAAUGUAAUACCGGGCACAAAAGCAGAAUAGUGAAGUGUGUAUCUUCGGAAACGGGGGCGAUUGCGCCCGACUAUUAUUGCGAUUCCAACCACCGACCGAUAGCCAGGAUCGCGUGCAAUCGUCAUUCAUGUCCAACUUGGAACAUCGGUGAUUGGAGCGAGUGUGACGUGAAAUGCGGCGACGGAUUCCAACAUCGUCAAGUUCGCUGCCAGAGUCACGACGGUAAAGUUUUGUCGUACAAAGACUGUUCGGACGAACAGCCGAAACACGCGCGGAGAUGUCAGAAAGAACCAUGCAAAAGUAAAAAUAGCAGAGAACAUUUCGAGUCAAACAUCGUCCGCAGAUGGAGAAUGUCUAAUUGGACUCCCUGCUCGAAAUCGUGCGGCACCGGGGUUCAAACGCGAAGAGUGGAAUGUAUAAUGAGAAGAGGCAGCCAUGGGUCGGAAAUACCAGUUAAGGACGAGCAGUGCUCGAGAUUGAAAUUGCGCAAGCCGAAAUCGCAGAGAUUGUGUCACCGCGUUGCCUGUGACUAUAGCUGGCAAGAGGGAACCUGGUCAGAGUGUUCGGCUGAGUGUGGCGAAGGAACGCAACGUCGCGCAGUUAGUUGCCAUCGAGUGAAUCAUUACGGUUGGAUCGACCCGACUCCAACCGACGGUUGUCUCAUGGAUCAGAAACCGGUCGAAGAGCAGACUUGCAGAGUACGCGAGUGCGACGACAAAUAUUAUUGGACCGUUGGCCCCUGGAGAAAAUGUAGCCAUUCCUGCGGACGCAGAGGCCGACAGAUCCGUAAACUUUAUUGUCACGACAAAACGGGCAAGAAAGUCGGACGUUAUCUCUGUCCGGACGAAUACAAGCCGCAACGAAAGCGCAAGUGCAAUCAGAAGAGAUGCGGACCCGUCAGCUGUCUUGAAAUUCAGAAACGGCUGAAGACCACUACAGACGGCGAAUACUCGUUGCUAAUAGGCGGCAGAAAUAUGACGAUCUAUUGUCACGGAAUGUCAAGCGCCGAGCCACGAGAGUACUUAACACUGCCAGCUGGCGAUAACGAGAAUUACGCGGAGAUUUACGACAAAAGGUUGAAAGAGCCACAUACAUGUCCGUUCAACGGUCAGAGGAACGACAGUUGUAACUGCGUAGCCGAAUUGGGAACGAUUUCUGGCAGAACUAUGUUCAAGAGAGUGCGCAUAGAUCCCGUUAGACUGUACAUUAUAGCAAACGAUUACACGUUUUCGUGGACAGAAGGAAAGAAGCGCGUCGAAUAUGGCAAAGCCGGCGACUGUUACAGUCUCGCGACAUGUCCACAGGGUCGUUUUAGUAUAAAUUUGAGAGGAACUGCGUUGAGAUUAUCGCCGGAAGUUAUGUGGGUUCCGGAAACUUCAAACGCUUUUCUCGAGAUUACUAAAGUUAAUCAUCAGCGAAUCGUCGGCAAAUGCGGCGGUUACUGCGGUUUCUGCAAGCCAAAAACAGGGCUGAAGUUGGACGUAUUAUCUUCCUAGUCACAUUCAUCAACUUCUCGUAUACGAUAUCUAUUAUCGUAUUUUCAUCGUAUCUAUUUCGUUUUUUGUAUCCACCGUGUACGCAUUUGAAACCGAGAGAAUUUUUUUUUUUUUUUCACAGGAUAUAUAAGGAGAAAUGCAUUUCCGGCAUCAGCAUUUAUUCCGUAAACACAAUCCGCGACUAUAAGCCGUGGUAUUUAUAACCACCGAAUUGCUUUAAAUUCUAUUCUUACGUAGUUUCAUAUAGUAGCUUUCGAAAAAGGAAGAGAGAAGCAUGAUAUACUUACAGGCUUUCACUGCCGUCACGAUUUUACAGUGCGAUUUUUUACGUAUACAGAGAGUAAUCUUUUUUUUUUUUUAUAUACAAUAUAUAUAUAUAUAUAUAUAACGGUUAUAUAAUACACGCGCACACAGAGUUGUAAUAAAUAUGUGUCGCUUUAGAAGAGUGAUAGUUGCCUGCAAUGUGUGGCGACCUGUAAACAGUGCUUUCUUCCCCCCCCCCCCAAAAGAAAAACAAUUCAAAACUGCGUACGUAAAACAACGUACGUUAUAAGUAUUACGAGUAACAAUCGAGAGAAUUGUGUGACGCGCGAGAGUUAUUGUUUACAGCACGGCAGGCGCGGCUAUCUGUUGUCAACAAGUUAUUUGAAAAGUAAUAUAAAUUCUUUUUGUGCUUGUUCAAAUGUACAUAGUUGCAAUUUCUCGAUUUUUUGUUUGUAAGAAAAUUCGUAAAAGCUCGCGAUGUGUGUAUGUGCAUUUAAAAAAACGGAGAGGGUGAGAGGAAGAGGACGGUCGCUACAAGUAACUUAAAUGCUCCUGGGGUAAUUGCCAUAUAUUGAAUAUAUAAAUGAAGUUACGUUACGCUCUCUUUCAAUGAUAUUACAGAUCGCACAAUUUUUGUCGCAAAGCACUGCCGUUUUUCCUAGAGUAUAUCCCAUUGAUCAUUAGGAAGAAAAAUAAAAAACUAAAAAAAACUCUGUAACUGUAUCCUGGAAUGUUCAAUCCGAGUGUUCGGUCAUCAGUCACAAUUUCUGAAUUUUAAGAAGUCAACGAUGAUUGCUUUUUUUUUGUUUUUUUUUUUUACAUUCUUACGUUUCUUAAUAUUUAUAGGAGGAUCCAUUUUUUCUCACGUUUUGUGGAGUGUGCAUUCCGGUAUACAGCAAUGCAAUUCGUUGUUAUUCUGUAAGACACACAGAAUAAGUAGGACAAAAAAAAAAAAAAAAACGAAACGCUUAUCGGAAUGUAUAAAAUAUGCGUAUUUCGACAGACUGCCACGUAAUUAAUAUUAUUAUAUCGGAUAUAUAAAUAUGUAUAUGAAAUUAUUAAGCAUAUAUAUAUAUAAAACAAAUACAUAGUUUGCUUUAAGCUUUUUGUCACGUUGUAGCAUAAUAAGACGAAAAAUGCGAGUUAUAUCAUAAGUAUACAAGAAGUAGACGUAUCAUUUAUAUAAAAAAAAAAAAAUGAUGUAAUAAAUAUUUUAUACAAGUACCGAGAAACUUACACGUCGCACGCGAUGGUUUCGGCGACGCGAAGAACAGUCGCGAAGAAACGUUCACCGCUAUUAGCAGAAUUUUUUCUAUAUAAAUGUGAGAAAAAGUUGAUUAGAGUAAAAAUGUAAUAAACUUUAUUGUGCUUCGCAGGCUGCUCCACGUGUCACUGGAAAUACAGACAAAGUCUUUUGAAUAUUAAUUUCGCAUGUGUGUUGUCGUAAAUGCACUUUAAACAUGCGCGUCGCGAAUCUACGUGUGUCGAAUGUCGUCGGCAGCUAGCUGUAAUCUCGAUGAUCGUUGAUGAAAUUUGUAGAAUGAGGAUCUGUGCGGCUUUUGUUCGUCGUUUGACAGUAAAGAAAAGGCGGUGAUAAAUCAAGUUUAUGUGUGUUACGUAUAGAAUCUAUCAAAAUUUCGUAGAACAACCGCAUCAUCGUAUCUACCGGUGUUAAACGUACAAAAUACGAAAAAAAAAAAACUGUACGCAAAGCGUGUGAGAAUAAAUUCUCGACUAGAAAUCAAAUCGAUAUUCCGUGAAUAUAUAUGAGUCGUAAUGCGGAAUGUGUUCAUUUAUGUAUGUACGCGCAUUCAAAGACUUGUUUUUUUUUCCGUAAAUAAUCACAAUACGUAACUGGUAAAUAAUUUCUUUAUUAUCUCAUUUUAUAGAGAAACUUUAUUUGUACAAGCGUACAAAUCUCGUAUACCGCAGCAGUUCUCUCGCGACAACGCGACCGUAAGUAGAAUAGACAAAUCAUUUUAUCGCAAUGUGUACAGCGCAAGAAUUCAUCGAGCUAGUUUAUAUGUAAAUUAUCGAAUUAUAUUGUAAUAAAUCGCGCGCUGCGAAAUA
Messenger RNA from Pseudomyrmex gracilis, 9440 nucleotides. RefSeq names its product A disintegrin and metalloproteinase with thrombospondin motifs 9 (gene AdamTS-A). Lineage: Eukaryota; Metazoa; Arthropoda; Insecta; Hymenoptera; Formicidae. Gene Ontology annotation, cellular component: extracellular matrix. The coding region runs from base 1653 to 7106 and encodes 1817 amino acids. The record is from RefSeq and is a predicted model, not a curated record. The transcript has 30 exons. Gene Ontology annotation, biological process: extracellular matrix organization; proteolysis. Gene Ontology annotation, molecular function: zinc ion binding; metalloendopeptidase activity.